Daldinia loculata is the source of this 4509-nucleotide messenger RNA. RefSeq lists its product as uncharacterized. Lineage: Eukaryota; Fungi; Ascomycota; Sordariomycetes; Xylariales; Hypoxylaceae. Gene Ontology annotation, cellular component: cortical endoplasmic reticulum; endoplasmic reticulum membrane; plasma membrane. Gene Ontology annotation, biological process: intracellular sterol transport. The record is from RefSeq and is a predicted model, not a curated record. Gene Ontology annotation, molecular function: sterol transfer activity; sterol binding. The coding region runs from base 581 to 4093 and encodes 1170 amino acids. The transcript is spliced from 4 exons.
UACAAGGGGGUCUCCAUUCGGCUUGGGUCUGAUUCAUGACGCCUAUUUGCCCCGUCCGAUCAUUGAAUGAGGUCGGGAACUUGGAGCGGGCUAGUCGUCUACGUUGCAAUAUGCAAUAGGAGUGAUCAUUAACCCAUCAGCCCUUAUAAUCUACUCCUUUCAUUAUUUAUGUCCUAUUUAGAAAUCGUAAUAUCAUCUAGAAUCCAGCUCAAGAAUAUCCCAUCAGAAUUAUAUCAGGGAAGUGAAAAGAAGAAGAAAAGGGACAUUUAAUAUUAGUAUCGACCUCUAAAGAGAUCUCGGAGCUAUGACGACAGAAUCGAGAUAAAAUAGUAGUUUCUCGUUGCCUGGAGCAUUCGAACUCAAACACCGACUUUCUAACCUACCUACAUAGUCUUUAUUUGUUUGCAUAUUCGCAUCCUAUUAACACCAAUUAUUCUGAGAGGGUCGAGGAGUAACUUUUAACAUUCCCUCCUUUGUCUUCUAAUAGUUCUAGGAUAUAGUAACUUGUUGUGUUACCUCUAUCGCUGCCGGCUCUCAACGCCGCGUGAUCUUCGUCAUCAGUAGCGACAGCUUCGUCAUCAUGGAGGUCGCUGACUCUUCUAACCCUAGCAAGGUUGGGAAGCUCCUCCCCAUGAAGUUAGCAACAAAACGAUGGAAGAAGCAACCUUCGAAAGAGAGUUUAGGUUCGACAGCUAGUAGCGAAGACUAUUCUCGAGGAAGAAGCACAAGCAGUCUUGGCCUUAAGAACGGCUCUUUCUCGACUACGCAAGUCAACAAGAUGGCAAAAGACGACGAAGAUGGAAGGGAGGAACCCGAAGAAAGCCCCGAAGCCUAUUAUUCUGACCCUGAAGAUGUGUCUGCGGCUCGACCCACGGUCCCUUCAACGCAUCCGUCCCAAAUUGGGCAGUUGACAACUUCGUCACCCUUAAUCCAGGCCGAUCACCUUCCCGAAAUACAGAAUCUGAGCACUGACGAUCUAACCAACACUUCACGAUCUGCCACCUUCGCCGUUACGCCUAUCCCUAGCUUUUCCUACGAGCCGGCUCGUCAAUUAUCUCAUACCAAGACUAGCUUGCAACCACCCCAAACUCCUUCGAGCCGGCCGAAAUCGCCUACUAGUAGAUUUAGGGACGCUUUCAGGGGCAAGAGAAACGCGAGUGGUGUGCAGGAAGUUGGUAGCGACAGUCAGACAGACGCUGCUGAUAACGAGGAGGUGAAGACGUUGUCCCGGAGGUCGACCGCCGGAUCUACUUCUCGUCCAGGAUCGAGCACGGCUUCACAGUCCGAUACCAAUGACAAAAAGGUAGCUUCUUCUGCACGUCCAGGUCGACCAAAGCAACCACCAUCCAUCGAUACUUCAGGUCGCCCUCUCACGCCGCCCUCGAUCGAACCCGCAGCUCCAGUUAUUGUUAAUACACCGCCGACCCCGACCGAAAGCCAUCGCUCGAGGAAGAACUCGGCAGUCAGCGCGAGCUCGGUCCCAAAUGUGGUUGUCCAGCCUUCGGGUAGUAUGAUAUCGAACCGACGAAAGAGAUCAGGAUCAGGCACAAGCAUUGGCCCAAGCAAGCUAUCUAAUAUAACGUUGGCUCCUCUAACACCGACACCCGAAAACCCAGCACCACUAACUCCGGGAGGCGGUUUUUUCUCGAGCAUGCUAUCUGCUGCACAAAACGCUGCCAACACGUUGAGUACCGCCGUCACCAACACUAAUAUAGGAUCGGGUGGAAACAAGGCCAAAUCGAACGUCCCUAGAGAGACGCAGCCGGGCGACGACGACAGGGAACUUGCCGUAAAAACCCUCGGAAUGGGUGAUCUAAGCCUAAGCCAGCUGGGAAUCCAGGAACCUGGAAGCACCGCACCUACUCCGACCACUAACAAAUUCUCCGACUCUACCACCGAAUCAAGGACACGUUCUGAAUCCGCACCCGUGGAUAAUACGACCGCACCUGCUAAUGGAGAAGGCCAUUCCGACGACCUGGCGCUAGAAGGACCACGAUCUGUUUACGAGCCAUCCUCUACGUCCCCCCCAACCAGUCUAUAUGAAGGUAAGUCAGGCCUUCAACGUAGUGGCAGCACUAAGAGUGCUCUGGCCCGGACAAGACGGAAACGCGGUAGUACCGGAGGGACCGCUGGAACUGGAACCACGAUCGGUGCGGCCAUCGCAGCAGCUAAUGCCUCUGUAGCCCACCCUUCCGCCGCCGGUAGUACCCCAAAGCUCACAGGGUUUGCUGUAGCGAGUAAGAAACGCAACCGGGAUUUCCACGUCUUGUUCAAGAGUGUCCCCGAUGACGACUAUCUGAUUGAAGAUUACAGCUGUGCGCUUCAACGUGAGAUCCUCGCACACGGCAGACUCUAUGUUUCGGAAGGCCAUCUAUGUUUCAGCAGUAAUAUCUUCGGAUGGGUAACGACCCUGGUUAUAAGCUUCGACGAGAUUGUAUCCGUCGAAAAGAGGAGUACCGCUCUCGUCUUUAAGAACGGCCUGAUGAUCUCGACGCUUCAUGCUAAGCAUGUAUUCGCUAGUUUUACUAGUCGAGACUCGACUUACGAUUUGAUCGUUAACAUUUGGAAGCUUGGACACCCUACCCUACAGAGUUCGCUUAACGGGGUUUCGCUGGAGGGGACAGGUGGCGAUAAAACGGAGAAGGUUGAAGAUGUCGAUGCUGCAGUCGGAAGCCGAAGCGGCACAGGAUCCGAAGAGGAAGAGAGCGAAGAUGGGGAGGAUGUCUAUGACGAAGACCAGGACGACGACGCGCUCGAGGUAGCAAAGACCACCGACGCAAGCCCCGCUGACACGGAUGGCGAAAAGUCGGGCGCCAGGAAGGUAUCUGGUGCAGUUAUCGGCAACGGUGCUGUUGAGAAGACAGACUUUGCGCCUACACCCUCCGGGCCCCCCGAUUUCCCAGGACCGGCUACUCAUGCACCGACGGAUUGCGGCGAUACAGAUGCUCACUACGAAGUAGUUGUCGGCGACGAUAUUAUCCCUGCCCCUCUAGGAAAGGUGUACACUUUGAUAUUUGGACCUGCAUCUCCAGCGUGGAUGGGGAAGUGGCUGACGGGCGAACAAAAGUGCACUGACUUGCAGAUGGAAGACAAGAAAGGACUGACCCAAGACAAUAAGAGCCGAGGAUUUACUUACAUCAAACCGCUAUACGCCUCGAUAGGACCCAAGCAGACCAAGUGUUUAGUGACGGAGACGCUAGAGAACCUCGAUCUUGAAAAGAGCGUCAAUGUGUUGGUUGUUGUGCAGAACCCGGACGUACCUAGCGGCAACAUAUUUUGUGUAAAAACUAAAUACUGUCUCUCCUGGGCCGAAAACAACUCGACUCACGUAAACAUCAACUGUACUAUCGAAUGGUCAGGAAAGAGUUGGCUGAAAGGACCUAUCGAGAAAGGGGCUAAAGAGGGCCAAACUCAGUAUUGCAAAGAUCUCUUCGCCGCCCUAAAAGGAGCAGUUUCUACCGCACCUCGUUCUGUAGCUGUUAAUGGCGGAGCGGCAAAAGGCAAGAAAAAGCGAGCUAAGGGCAAGUUGCACCAACCUUCUAAGGAAAGCUUGUCCGGCCCAUCAGACUUGGUGGUGACGAAAUCCCAAGACUGGGGUGUGUUUGAGCCGCUCCACGGUAUCCUCGGCCCUGUGUUGGACAUUCUCGGACCGAUACUUACCGGCAAUGUUGUGUACGGACUGCUCGUCGGGCUGCUAGUAGCGACAUGGUUUGGUUUCGGGUUCAAUGGUCAACCGAGGGGUUCGCCGUACGGGCGUGAUUUGGGCUUCAUGGGAUAUCCGGACCGCGUGGUCGCCUACGAUGAGAUCUGGAGGCGAGAGGAAAGCGAUUUAUGGGACUGGUUGGAAGAUAGGGUAGGCCUCCAUCGCAUGAGCGAAGAAGCGAUGCCCGUACGCAAACGGGUAAUGGAGCCACGAACAGUUGAAGAAAAGUUGCGCGAGGAGCGCAUGAACGAGCGAGAAGUCGAAGAAGCUAUCAAGGUGACGGAGGAGAAGUUACAGGUUCUAAAAUCGGUCAUGGAGCGAAAGAAGACACCUCCGAAAUCGAGCGUUUAUGGUAGACCAACUACCAAAGUACCAGCGACUGAGAGGUAGCGAUAAGAAAAGGAGAAGAGGAAGAAGAAGAAGAACAACCAGCGAGUUUACCACACAGGCACACACAGGCACACACAGACAUUAUCAACAUACAACAGCAAAGCAAAAGCUACGACAGCCGAUUCCAUAUGUCAGCAACCAUAGCAUGCACGACGCCACGACGAAGCACAUUGAUUUUUAUUAUGUAACUCAUAGCCUGUAUUGUACAUUUGAAAGUGUCAAAUUUUUCAGCUUCGUCUAGGUGUUUAGGGCGUAGGGCUUUCGGAAUUUUGCUAUUUUAGAGACAAUCUAUUUUGUAAUAUAUAAGAGACAGCAUUGCAACUUCGGAAGGGGUCUGUUAUAGAGGGGUGGUAGGACUGCGAUAUAGUAUACAUUUUAGUUCUAUUGACAGAUUAUUUGAAUUGUGAUGACUAUAC